Molecule: messenger RNA, 900 nt
Organism: Lolium perenne
Lineage: Eukaryota; Viridiplantae; Streptophyta; Magnoliopsida; Poales; Poaceae
Source: RefSeq, a predicted model, not a curated record
AUGUACCAAAUCCAUGGCCGCCAAGCGCGGAGCCCCGCUGAGAGCAACGACGCCGACGCCGGCGGGGGCGGCGUCGGUGCGCUGCCGGUCGCCGUCUCCGCGCUCGCCGUCCCCGACGACCCGCUCGACGGCAUCAUGCAGUGCCUCGGCGCGGAGAAGGGGUUCGCCGUCGGCUCCGACGAUUGCUGGGCCACCGGCGCGUGGUUCGACGAUUACCGCGGGGGGAGCAUGGACAUGUCGACUCAAGCCGGGGUAGAUUACUUCGAAAUGCUUCUGGACUUCCCGGACGCAACGGCAACGCCCGUCCUCUCUGCGGAGGGCGCCACGGAGAAGACGCCGACGCGAGCCGGAGCCGCCACCGUGGAGGAUUGGCCAGCCAUGACGACGAAUCUCUCGCCGUCGUUGGCAUCCAGUGACGAGGACAACGCUUCCUGGAUGUCGUCGAGCGAAUCCUCGUCGGAGGACGACGACGCCGACGCCCACUGGCUCCCGGGUGAGUCCAAGAAGAGCGGCGGUACAAAACGCCGUCUGCAGCAGCAUCAGAAAAGCGCCUCCGGUGGACAGAGUAAGCCGGAAACGCAGACCGUCGUGCGGCCGCCGCCGCUCAGUGUUGUGGCCGUCGUGGAGAGCGGAGGCGGUGGCGACAACAAUUACUGGUGCCACCACUGCAGCGCGACGAAGAGCCCACUGUGGCGUGCCGGCCCGGAUGGUCCCAAGACGCUGUGCAACGCGUGCGGGCUGCGGAAGAACAAGCGGGGAGCGCCGACCACAACGAAGCGCCUGCGGGUGGCGAAGCCAAUCAUCGGCAGCGCCAAGAGCAAUAGCUACUCCGUCAUGCCGUUGGCGGAGGAUGCGACGGUGGUGAGGAAGAAGCGCAGCGUCGCAAUUCGCAUCGGCUGA